This is a messenger RNA of Osmerus eperlanus (European smelt), 2062 nucleotides long. Its product is annotated as neurexin-2-like. Bases 800 to 1558 code for a protein of 252 amino acids. The transcript has 4 exons. The record is from RefSeq and is a predicted model, not a curated record. Lineage: Eukaryota; Metazoa; Chordata; Actinopteri; Osmeriformes; Osmeridae.
UCCCAGUCCAUCCCUGGUGGUAGGCCUACGUUCAGCUUUACCUACUGGACCGUGGUAAUGUGCCGUUCUGCGACGGCUUUCUUCCAUUAAUGUGAAUCUCUUAUUGUAUCAGCCGAAGCCACGACUGACUUCAAAGCGUUUGGCUCUUUCUGAGGUAACUACAGCCGUCGUCGUCAUCGCGGUUUGAGUCACGACAAAAACUCCUCUCGUCACAACAAGCCUCGGAAAAUCCGCUAGAAGCAGUUGGCUACGGAGGAUGAAAGGGGCUGCACCUGUCCCUGCCUGGCUGCUUGCCUAGCUAACCUUGAGGACCGAGCGGACCACAUCUGGAGGGAGGCCAGUAGAUGGUGUGCGGAGGAGAGCGACGACAACAGACGAGCUGAGGAUUUUCCCCCCGUUGGUUUGUUCUCCCUCUGAACCCACGCUCACAGACCUCACUACUGGAUAGAACAAAACAACCUUGAUCUGUGGUAAUAUAUUCCCAAACAUAUGGUUACGGCCAUGUUGAAAGCCUGUUCGUUAUAGUGUGUUUUUCCUGAAAUCUCCUUUUUCCCUCUCGCCAAUGUCCCCCGAUGGAGAGACUACGGAGAGAAUCAGGAUAGUGAGGAAAAGUUAAAGAAAGCAACAAACAAAAAAAGCUUCUAGAAGAUUCCGUCGAAAUCGAAUUAUUUCUGCACAUUAAAGGGCAAUAACAAAAGACCCUAUAGCCAGGGGAUAAAUCCUGCCUUUUUUUAGCUGUGGAGAAUUAGCAGUCCAGGAGAGCCACAGGAGCAGGAGGGAUAAGGGCCAGAGGAGGGAGAUGAGAUCCUGGAAGGGAAUGUGUGGGGUAUGGGGCACCAGCACCUGGCCUCUGCUGUUGUUGACUGGAAUGCUGCUGACGAGCGCAUUGGAGUACGAGGGACUUCCUGGCCAGUGGGCGCGUUACGGCCAAUGGGAGUCCGCCAAAGUGUCGGGCGAGCUCAGCUUGCUCCUGAAGACCAACAGCAGCAAGGCCCUCGUUCUGUACCUGGACGACGGCGGCGACUGCGACUUCCUGGAGCUGCUGGUCGCCGACGGGCGGCUCCAGCUGCGCUUCACCAUCCACUGCGCCGAGCCGGCCUCCCUGCACACGGAGACGCGCGUCGACGACCGGCGCUGGCACCGCGUCCGGCUCACGCGCAGCUACCGCCAGACCCGGCUGGAGGUGGACAACGAGGACAAGGCGGUGGAGGUGCGGUCCAAGAGGAGCGAAAUGGCGGUGGCCAGCGACCUGUUCGUGGGCGGCGUCCCUCCCGACGUCCGCCUGUCCGCCCUCACGUCCAGCACCGUCAAAUACGAGCCCCCGUACCACGGCUUGAUCGUCAACCUGAGGCUGGGGGAGAGCCAUCCCGUGUUGCUCGACAGCCAGGGGGUCGCGAGCGACGCGGAGUAUCUGUGCUCCACCCACAACCCCUGUGGUCACGGUGGCCUGUGCUCCACCCAGGAGGUAGAAGUCCAAUGUGACUGCGCCAACACUGGCUACAAGGGGAAAUACUGCCAUGAAGUUAUCCAGAAGGCAGGAGAAGUGCUCCAUGAAUAACACCACCGACCCCGAUGACCCUUACCUUGAAAUGGAGCAGAGAGGCCGCAAGCCAAGUCCAGCAGCUGCCCAGCUCAGAGAGCUUCAAACACGGGGACACAGCUGGCAUCAGCGAGCCUCCGUCUCUGAGCACCAGUGACCUUGGUCUAAUCCCUCAUUAGAAUAUUCUCCUUCAAAAGCUCUCUUAAUACUCGAUGAAAAAAAACUGAAAAAAAAACAAAGCAGAACUCAGCAAAAUCACGAAUCCUGCACCCCUUUUCUUGCGACGGCCCCAUGUCGCAAGGCACGGAAGGGGCAAGGUCAAAGGUCAGCGGGCCGUCCCGAAGUGUUGGUUGCCUUUCUUAAAGUGAUGAUAAUACACGAGUCAAAACCAUAGUGUAAGCUAAAGCUGAGGGCUACUGGCUAUAUAUAAGUGAAUCAUUUUUUAACCAAGCAGGAUACUACACACCCAGCGGGCUUUUAUAACACAAAUGACUAUACUUAAAAAAUAAAAAAUAGCGUUGA